Molecule: messenger RNA, 954 nt
Organism: Actinia tenebrosa (Australian red waratah sea anemone)
Lineage: Eukaryota; Metazoa; Cnidaria; Anthozoa; Actiniaria; Actiniidae
Source: RefSeq, a predicted model, not a curated record
AUGCUCAAGAGGGAGUUUAUAAACAAAAUAUGGGCAGAGCUAGGGGAUGAUGCAGGUACACCCAUAAAUGACAGGGAUCCAGCCCUUGGUGGUCUUAUUGAUCGAAAAGAUUUUGGAAAUGCACUAGAAGCCAUACCUUGGCCCCGAGAAGAACGGGCAAGAGGAGUUGCAAAGCUACAAAGCCUAACAAAUAAGUUAGGUAGUUGGAAAUCAAAUGAGUUCAAAAAAUUCAGUGAAAUUGCAAGAGAGGUUUUAUCUGAGAAGAUACCAUCAAAUGCAUAUGAUUGUUUUAUGCUUCUUUGUCAAGCUGUCCAAAUGCUGUAUUAUAACGAACUCAAAAUUUCUGGUUGGUCAGAAGAAAACAUUGUAAGAUUGAAUAACCUACUAUGGGCUCAUGCAGUUAUGGGAGAGGAAUACUAUGGACUAGAAUUUUGUACUGAAAAUUUAGAAUACUCAGCUCAUGCAGCAUCUCAGAUAAACCGACASUCCAGCUUGGACAACUAUUCAUGUGAACUGUUUGAAAGAAUGAUACGACGGCGCAAACAACAAAAACAUUAUUCUCGAGGGAUUGAAAAAACGUAUGCUUCUAGAGAGAGCAUACGGGACUUUCUGCAUUGGUACAAGCAGAAGAAUGGGGCACUUUCAAGUUAUGAAGAAAAACCCAAGUAUCAAUUCAAAAUUGAGAUWUUACAGAACGGAACACCAUUUUAUUUGAAAGAAGCAUCCCUACAGUCUGCAAAUGACCUGUUGACAGACUUCAAAGACAUUCCAGAUGUAAGGAUGAGGCAUGCCAUUAAAUAUGGAGUGCUUCUUGGCAAGGUUUCACAAAACGCUUGCUCAGUGGCUGUAAUAUCAGACAUCCAACGGCACUUACGCAGAGAGACUGCAGAAUUAAGUGGUACCAAAUAUUCUGCAAACAUCUAAAAAUGUUGCACUGUUUGAUCAAUAUAAAGA